AUGGAUUCUCCUCGUGAAUCUGGCGUCGACAAUGGCAAGACUGCCGCCACUCCGAUCGGUUUCCGCCCUCAGAACGGUGGAAUCAUCAAGGUGCAGCCACCCCGACGUGAGGACUUGCAACCCUCGUAUGCGCAAACUCUGCAAGACACCCAGGAGGAAACAAAUGGCUGGUACGGUUCUAUGAUCAACACCCUUGGACAGUGCAUCGGUUGUAUGGGCGCUGUUCCAUGCUGCAUAAUUUGCCCCAACCCAUACAAACCUGUGUCUCAAGGAAACGUGGGUUUGAUCACCAAAUUCGGUCGCUUCACGCGCGCCGUCGAUCCCGGUCUGGUCAAAGUCAACCCUCUUUCCGAGCGCCUCAUUCAGGUCGAUGUCAAGAUUCAAAUCGUCGAGGUGCCGCGUCAGGUCUGUAUGACCAAGGACAACGUGACACUCAAUCUGACGUCGGUCAUCUACUACCACAUCACCUCUCCCCACAAGGCGGCUUUUGGUAUCUCCAAUAUUCGCCAGGCGUUGGUGGAACGUACCCAGACCACCCUCCGUCACGUGGUGGGUGCUCGCGUGCUUCAGGACGUCAUUGAACGUCGCGAAGAGAUCGCCCAGUCCAUUGGAGAGAUCAUCGAGGAGGUCGCCGCCGGCUGGGGUGUCCAGGUCGAGUCCAUGCUCAUCAAGGACAUCAUCUUCAGCAACGACCUGCAAGACUCGUUGUCGAUGGCAGCCCAGUCCAAGAGAAUUGGUGAAUCCAAGGUCAUUGCUGCACGUGCCGAGGUCGAAUCGGCCAAAUUGAUGAGACAAGCGGCCGACAUCUUGAGCUCUGCACCGGCCAUGCAAAUCAGAUAUCUCGAAGCCAUGCAAGCCAUGGCCAAGACGGCCAACAGCAAGGUCAUUUUCUUGCCCGCCACCAACCAGACCAUGCCCUCCGAUAUGAACGCCAUGCUGCAAAACCAAACCACUGGUGAAGGGAGCGGCUACAACUCCAAGUCAAACACGGGCAACGCUUUCAACAUUGACAGCAACGAUGGCUUCCAACAGGCCAUGAACGCCCGAGUCAUCGAGAACAUCUAA
Messenger RNA from Fonsecaea erecta, 1065 nucleotides. RefSeq lists its product as hypothetical. Bases 1 to 1065 code for a protein of 354 amino acids. The record is from RefSeq and is a predicted model, not a curated record. Gene Ontology annotation, cellular component: plasma membrane. The transcript is spliced from 2 exons. NCBI's taxonomy places the organism in Eukaryota, Fungi, Ascomycota, Eurotiomycetes, Chaetothyriales, Herpotrichiellaceae.